Babesia microti strain RI is the source of this 264-nucleotide messenger RNA. RefSeq lists its product as hypothetical. The transcript is spliced from 2 exons. The coding region runs from base 1 to 264 and encodes 87 amino acids. The record is from RefSeq and is a predicted model, not a curated record. Lineage: Eukaryota; Apicomplexa; Aconoidasida; Piroplasmida; Babesiidae.
AUGGAUAACGACAGUUAUUUGUCAAAAUUUUUGAAUGGUUUAGCCGAAAUAUGGUCAAUUUUAGUAGUAUCUAUAAACCAAUCGGCAAAUUGCAUCGAAAAAACGAUCUACCCAGCCAAAGAAAGGGCGUUUCACAUGUAUGACACGAUAACUAAUAAUUUUGAAACCAUGGGAUCGCAUGGUUCCAAUGUAUGGCAAAAAAAUGAUGUCAGCAUAUUUGGCCACAUAGAGCAACAAUCUACCACAUCUAGUGUAUCGUCAUGA